AUGGAGUGCAUGGAUGGAGGAGAACUGUUCCAGAGAAUCCAGGAUAACAGGGAAGGAGCAUUCACCGAAAGACAGGCGGCAGAGAUAAUGCACUCAAUCUGCGUAGCCGUCCGUCACCUCCACGACUCGAACAUAGCCCACCGGGACAUCAAACCCGAGAACUUGCUCUAUACGAGUGCAGAACCCAACGCGGUGUUGAAACUGACAGACUUUGGAUUCGCUAAAGAGACUCUAACGCCCGCUGAUACGCUACAAACGCCGUGUUAUACGCCUUACUAUGUCGCCCCUGAGAAAAGGACCCAAGAACUGGAGAAAACUACGUUUGGGAUCUCCGUAGGUCUGUACGUCGACCUUGUAGCGGUAUACAUCUUCACUUCGGUUCCAGAGGGCUUCAUGGGCGUGUGA
Molecule: messenger RNA, 405 nt
Organism: Ostrinia furnacalis (Asian corn borer)
Lineage: Eukaryota; Metazoa; Arthropoda; Insecta; Lepidoptera; Crambidae
Product: MAP kinase-activated protein kinase 2-like
Exons: 5
Coding region: 1-405 (134 amino acids)
Biological process (GO): protein phosphorylation
Molecular function (GO): protein kinase activity; ATP binding
Source: RefSeq, a predicted model, not a curated record